CAAACAAUCUCAUUAACUAAAAUAUAUUAGUAUAUUUUACUUAAAAUGAAUUAGUGUGGUUAAUCCGCUGCCUUAUUUAUCUGGAACUUUUCAAUUUAGCUACGAAUACAUAAAGAUUCGAAGUUACCGACUCCGGCGACUUGACCAUCCUCGAUUCUCUCCGAUCCCAUUCGCAUUCCCUCCGAUUCUUCUCCGCCGUGUUUUUCCGGCUAAGAAGACGAUCAAACACUCGGCAGAAAUCCGCCUACUUUGAUCCACAGGUUGGAUUCGUUCGAAAGAAAUUGGGAGGAAUACGUUGUGUAUCAGCGUAAGAUGGAUGGCCCAAGGAGUUAUGUCCCUCCUGCAUAUGUUCCAAUAAGCCAGUCUGAUUUAGAAGCGGAGAUCAGUUCCAGAGACGAGAGCAACCCCACACCUAAUGAACUCAAGGAUGGAUUGUCACAAUGGUCGUCUGGAAUCUGUGCAUGCUGCGAUGAUAUGCAGAGCUGUUUUAUUGGCCUUUUUUGUCCAUGCUUUCUGUUUGGGAAGAAUGCAGAACUUUUGGGUUCUCGAACAAUGUUUGGGUCAUGCGCAACUCAUUUCAUUUUGUGGGCACUUACAAAUACCGUCUGCUGCUUAUUGAGUGAUGGAAUUUUGUGGAAUGUACCUGGAUGCUUUCUUGCAUGUUAUGCCUGUGGCUACCGCAAGGCCCUACGGUCGAAGUACAAUUUGCCAGAAGCACCUUGUGGAGACUUUGUGACCCACUUUUUCUGCCAUUUCUGCGCUAUCUGUCAAGAAUAUAGGGAGAUUCGUGAAAGAGCUGGUGGAUACGGUUCCCAUGAGUUGAAUCUGACUGUUGUUACCCCGCCAACUACUCAAACAAUGGAAUCUAACCCAGAAACAUAGUUACUUCAUUGCUGGAGCUUCCGAUAAAUACCGGUAAAUUAUCAGAUUGUUCUCUCAGUACAGAGUUCCUUCUUUCCUUCUUCUAUUCUUCUGGGAUUUUUCUGAGUUACUAAUUUUACUCUUAUUAUGAUGGGAUUUCCCCCCUUGCCUUCGUCCAGUUUAAUAUUAGUGUUAGAGAGCCAGUUAUAUUAGUAAUUGAUAAACUUUUGUAUAUUUUGUAUUCUUUUUAUUUUGAACAUGGAAACGGGAGAUGUAAUAUUUGUUAAGUUUAUAUUUAAGUUAGGUUGAUUUUACUGUUUAUUUGAUGCUGCA
Molecule: messenger RNA, 1194 nt
Organism: Cucumis sativus (cucumber)
Lineage: Eukaryota; Viridiplantae; Streptophyta; Magnoliopsida; Cucurbitales; Cucurbitaceae
Product: protein PLANT CADMIUM RESISTANCE 10
Exons: 4
Coding region: 313-882 (189 amino acids)
Source: RefSeq, a predicted model, not a curated record